AUGGCCGGUACUAUUCAGCCCAUAGCUGCACUCACGGCCGAAGACCAUGGCCCAAUCAACACGAUCGUCUCUAUCGUUCUUCCAGUUACAAGUAUUCUCAUCGCAACUGUCCGCAUGGCAAUGCGGCGGCAAAAGUUCCAUCAGUUCGAACCUGAUGAUAUCGUAUUUGGUGUAGGACUCUGCUUUGGUGUCUUCACCUCCAUCUUGUCUCACUUCUGCGUCAGAGCAGGCCUAGGAAGACACCAGGACACGCUUGACGAAAAACAGGUAGUACAUUACUUUAAGCUUUUCUGGACGACACAAAUCUCGGGCGUUGUCACUCUCGCUCUUGCUAAACUAUCCCUCGUUGUCCUUUUUCAACGCAUCACUCCAAAACAAAUGGGACCUCAAACCAUCAGAUGGCUUAUGCCUAUGGUCGCUGUCUACACCCUACUUUCUCUGUUUUUGAUCGCCUUCCAAUGCCAACUACCACAGCCUUGGAUACUGAGUCCGAAAAACUGCUCUACACAUGGCAACGUGUACUACCCGAUCACAAUUUCUAACAUGUUGACCGACGCUGUGCUUGCCAUCUGGAUCUUUCCAAUUAUCUGGGGUCUGCAAAUGAAAGUGCAUACCAAGUCUGUUGUAUUUUGGUUAUUUGGAUCGCGUUUACUCAUUUGUGUGGUGGAUAUUGGGCGGAUGGUAGUUAUCCACAAAGCUCUUCAGUCGGAGGAUCAAACACGAUCCCAACUAAUUUGGGUCGUAAUGGAUCAAAUUGUUGUCCACCUUUCGAUUAAUCACGCCACACUACCUCGUAUUCAGACCUUCCUCUCCCACCUACAAAUCGGCGGCAUGAGCACGCAUAUGGGCGCAAGUCGGAGUGGUACACGAACGACGUCCAAAGGGAGAAGCAGCGCCGCCAAAACUAGUCAGAACCAUUUGAACGGAAACAAAGUGGAGCGGACCUCCGAUAAAGCUUGGAAUUCAUUGUGCAACCGUCUCACUGGGAGUCUCAACAGGACGCCUAGCAUCUCUGAACAGCCUCUUAGGCAGCAGCAGCAGCGAGGCAUUGAACUAUCCACAAUCAUAUACUCCGGGAAAGGCGAGGCUGAACAAAGACAUGUGGAGCAGGGUCGAUCAGCGGCUACAUCGUUAUCGAGCGAGGGCUUGACCAGAGAGGAAAGUACAGGCCGGCUAGGGGGUGUGAGGGUGCAAAGGGAUUUUCGUGUGGUUUAUGACCAAAUAUAA
This is a messenger RNA of Alternaria atra, 1227 nucleotides long. RefSeq lists its product as uncharacterized. NCBI's taxonomy places the organism in Eukaryota, Fungi, Ascomycota, Dothideomycetes, Pleosporales, Pleosporaceae. The transcript is spliced from 4 exons. Bases 1 to 1227 code for a protein of 408 amino acids. The record is from RefSeq and is a predicted model, not a curated record.